Blepharisma stoltei is the source of this 732-nucleotide messenger RNA. The record is from the annotation of a GenBank genome assembly. NCBI's taxonomy places the organism in Eukaryota, Ciliophora, Heterotrichea, Heterotrichida, Blepharismidae.
AUGGCUAGUCUCUGGCUAGGCGAUAUCAAAUCUUUUUCCUGCGAAGUUCAUCCAGCAGUACCUAUGGCCAUUCUUCAACACUAUAUGAGACGCCCAAACAAAGACCAAGAAGUUAUAGGGCUUUUGUUGGGCACUCAAUCUGAAGGCCUAAUUCACAUUAAGCAUGCAAUCCCUCUCCAUCAUAUGGUCAAAGAUAACACCUUAAACUUUGCAAAGCCUCUUGCAACUGCUCAUUUCAACCAUGUUAUCGAAGCCUAUCCUAAAUGCUCACUAAUUGGUGCUUAUAGAACUGGAGAUCUGAAUCAUAUUGCAGUCACCUCAAUUCUUACUUACGAAAAAAUGUUCCCUGGGAAUAAUUUAAUUUUGCUAAACCUCCAGCUUUCUAGCAAAGGAAUACAAACUCAAUGCUACAAACUUGCAAGAAUGCGUAUAGGCUCUCUUGCAUUAUUCGAAGCAUUGCCAACAAAAAUCAUAACAGAGCCUUUAAAUAUUUUAUCAAAGCAAAGAAUUAGUAUACAAGAAUUAGUCUCUGCUUGCAAAAUUUAUGCAAAAGAAAUAAAUGCAGGAAGGAAGCAGCCAGACAAAAAGAUUUCGCUUUUGCUCUCAAGAGCGAUAGGACUGACAGGAAAAUUUGAGAAAAGCGGAUCUACUGACAUAGAGCUUGUAAAUGAAAUUGCUGAGCUUGUGCUGUCGCAAACUGUGAUUUCAGAUAAAACUAAUGAUUCUCUUUAA